Messenger RNA from Mugil cephalus (flathead mullet), 4228 nucleotides. RefSeq names its product calcium modulating ligand (gene camlg). NCBI's taxonomy places the organism in Eukaryota, Metazoa, Chordata, Actinopteri, Mugiliformes, Mugilidae. Gene Ontology annotation, biological process: tail-anchored membrane protein insertion into ER membrane. The coding region runs from base 159 to 1031 and encodes 290 amino acids. The record is from RefSeq and is a predicted model, not a curated record. The transcript is spliced from 4 exons. Gene Ontology annotation, cellular component: GET complex.
CUUAGGGCUCAUCCACACACACACACACACACACGCACGCACACAGUUUAGUUGAGCCGCCCGGAUCCUUUGUGCUGUCGACGGUGAAUCGGUUGAAUCGCAGUUUUUUUUUUUUUUUUAUGGGCCGCGGUUAGACGCGUUUUUUUUCUUCUGUCAGCAUGGAGUCAAACGAGGCCGGCGAGGAGAGGACGGGCUCCAUGUCGGCGGCGCAGAGGAGAGCCGAGAUCCGGAGGAGAAAGCUGCUCCAGAAUUCAGAGGAGCGCAUGAACAGGAUCGUGGGCUACACCAAAACCGACGCAGAAAAUAACGGAGCCUCCCGCCGCAACACAGAACCCCGUUUCCACCUCGACCUCGACAGGACGGAGCCGUGGUCGUCGUCCGCGUCCUCCCCGCGGCCCUCCCCCUUCCUGCCGGAGGCCUCUGGGCUCGGCAGCCGCUCCCACAGCGCCACCCCGGAGAGGAGGGGCUCGCCCCUGCCGGACUGCAGCGAGCCCCACGGGGCGUCCCUGGAGGACGACCUCGGGGUAGGGCUCCGGCAGAGGCCCCGCGGGGAGCGGGCGCCGGACGACAUCGGCGGGUCCCCGCGCCGAGGCCUCCAGAAGUACCUGUCCCGCUUCGACGACGCCAUGAAGCUCCGGGGCCAGCUGGCCAGCGAGAAGCCGGCCGAGGACGGGGGCUCUGACGUGGAGGAGCUGGACCCCUUCAGGAUCUUCAGGCUCAUCGGCAGCGUCCUCCUCGCCGUUUUUGUCAGGGUUUUUGUCUGCAAAUAUCUGUCAAUAUUCGCUCCAUUUCUGACCCUCGAGCUCGCCUACAUGGGAUUGUCCAAAUACUUUCCAAAGGUAGAGAAGAAGACCAAGACCACUGUGCUAACGGCCGCCCUGCUGCUCUCCGGGAUCCCCGCCGAGGUCAUCAACCGCUCCAUGGACACCUACAGGAGGAUGGGCGACGUCUUCGCCGACCUCUGCCUCUACUUCUUCACCUUCAUCCUGUCGCACGAGAUCCUGCUGCUCGUUGGCUCAGAGACUCCCUGAGGGGGCGCGGCUCCUCCUCCUCCUCCUGCUUCUUCUCCUUCUUCUUCUUCUUCUUUAUGUCCCCUCCCCCUGUCUCCCAUAGCGACAAGGCAUGCUCUCUUGCGCCCUCCGGUGCGUGUUUGUUGUCUGGAAAACGAAUCCCCGCCGCCUUUUACGAUCGUGGUCGCGGACGAGUCGUCGUCGUCAAUGCAGCAGCUCAGGAUUCCCACUAAGCUUCACACGGUCCUGUGGUAGUUGCAGGCCUCUAGGUUGUCUUCGAAGGGAAGCAGGCAAACAGAAAGAUGGUUCAUGCUUACUUUUCUUGCGUGUGACGAAUGUGCAGGCAUUAAUCGCGCCCAGGUCAUCGUCGCUCUCGACGUAUUUAACACUGGAGUCUGUUCAGGGGCCGGGUGGCGUCUCUGAAACUGGCAUCUGACUUUGGUUCCUCCCGCAAAAUGGCUUCUUUUAAAUGACAUGAUUUUACAAAUGGAAGUAAAUCUUCCAGUGUCAUGACAUGUUUGAGACGUCUCAUGGGGGGGGGGGGGGAGAGCAGCAGUCUCGAAAGAUUUUGUUUUAAACAAACGUCCGUUAAGUCUCUGUCUUUGGCAGAAUGAAGGGACCGAGUGUCUGUGGAGACGCUUGUUAGUGAUGAGACACUGACGGUCUCGACUGUUUUUGUUCCACGUGAUGCCGCGUGUAGGCAACACUGACUACGUUUACUUGGUGAAUAUUACUUUAGACUGACUGAAAUCAUUUUUGAUAAGAGAUUCUAAUUUAACUGUUUACGUAAAACGUGUUAACGCGCCUUAAAACAUUUCGGCUUUAAAUUUAAAUCAAAUCGGACGGACGCUUCUCAAAAUAAGAUCGCCCCCCUUAACCCUAAUGACAACAUUGAUUUCUUUCAACAGAAGAAGAAGAAGACUAAAACACUUUCUCAGCACAUCUGACAUCGUUCAUCCUUUUAAAAGCUUCUCUAAAGGCCUCGUUGUGUUUCCAUAUUUCUGUUUGCUCAAACAUGAGCGGAAAUAAUGGAUUCACUUCACCCGGAGACGAAUAAUUAGAUCAAGUGUUUACAUGGCCGCUAGUCACUAAUACACCGAUCAGUUACGCAAAGCAGUCGUGACUCAUCAGAAAACGGACAUGGGCCUUCUGAGAUGAUGAGAAGAUGUUAUUAGUGGGGGCCUUUGGGUCCUAUGUGUUGAGGGGAGGGGCCUCUGUUCACCAUCCCACAGAUACUAGAUCAGUUUGGGAUCGAGUGGGAUUUUAAUGUUGUGGCUGAUCUGAGUGUUUUUCUGUUGGACAGAUGAGGAAUGUAAACUGCAUCACUCCUCUCAGACAUGUCUGAUCCAAUUUGAGGUUACAUGAGAUGUUUUCGUCCUGAUUAGUUUAUUUUUCUGGAAGAAAAUACAGCAACCGUCUGUUUUAACAACCCCUGCAAUUACCUCUUCUCGCCAGAGGGGUCGCCAGAUCGAACAAAACGGAGAUGUUUCGAUGUGGCUUCUUUAACUGAAAUACAGCGGUUCUGAGACAUUUCUGCUCCCCUGUAGCUAUACCCGAGGGGGAAUGUUAGCAAAAUAAAUAAAUAAAUAAAAAUAUUUAGCUUCUGUUACGCAUUUUUUUAAAUGUACAUUUUCAGAGUUUGUGUGGAAUCAAAAAUGUUACGUGUUGUGAAUCAGUUUGCAGACCAGCUCGAUAAUUCAUAUGGACAUAAGCGAUAUUAAUUCCUGAAAGAUAAAUGCAUUGAUGAGAGUAAUCGUCGCCCAGCCCAAAGUCAUAUUCUCAGCCGACGGGUAAAAAAAAAAAAAAAAGAAACGACAGAGCUCCUCCGCAGCCGUCUUAACUGCUGUUAAAACCAAAUCUGAAAAAUUAGACAGGCCUGGGCUGUGUUAAGCAGUGUUGUGACCGGUGGAUUCUCAGUUCAUGCCAUGAAAUUAAACUUUACAUUAGAACACUGAUGAUCAUUCAGGGUGAAACUUGCUCGUCAGAAAUCAUUUCAUUUAGAGUACCCUUCUUAAAAUGAGUUACUAAAUGGUUGGCUUAUGGUUGACGGUGCUUGACUACUUUAUGCAGCGCACAGAGUUGAAAGUGACAGAAACAGGUGGUUUUCCUUUCCUCCCAUCGCGCCGAUUGACUGCAACACAGGGACCUUGGCCGCCAUGCCACAAAUAGUCACCGUCAUUGAAAACACUCGGGAGCAUUUGGUUUCACGUUUCUGAUUUAAAUCCUUUUAUUAAUUACUUUGUGAGCGAUGAGAGAGAAGGAAAGUAACUAUGGGAGUGGUCGGCCACUGAUGGUCUAAUAGUAAAGGGGACAGUAUUGUGGUUAUGCUGGCUGCUAAAUAUGUACACACACAAAAAAAAAAAACUGUGACGAAGAGCUUUGAACACUGUCUCAACAUCUUCGACAAAAGGUUGCACAGACACCGCGUCCACAUCUGUGGACGAAUGACACAUUUACAUUGAUUGCCUCAAACCGAGCUUCUUCUUCUUCUUCUUUUUUGGGCUUCAGUAAACUGUGGUUUACAUACUCGGGCCUUCCAGCCUUCCGUUAAGAUUAUAAAGAUGAGAAACACUUUUUGAAGAUGCUGAUCGUUUGCUUCCUUCAGACGAACUUUCUAGAACAACAGUCGGGCUUGUUUUCGAAUCGUUUUGUGUUCUUGCAGCAGCAGCAGCAGCAGCGCUUUAAAGGGUCCACCUACAACACGAACAAACUUUUAAACCAGAAGGUGUGUUCAUUCUGCAAGCGCUUCAAAUGUCAGUGAGCUUCGUGCAUGAUGGGAAUGUUCUGGGUUUUCUCUGGAAAGCAGCGUUUUUUUUCGUGAGGCAGAUUGUGUGCGAGUUCGCUUGUGUAGAGUAAUUCUGGUGACGCUUUACUUCGUUCGAGCCUCAUUCCUUCCUACACACUUCUUGUAUUUCUUCUGCGGUUCAUAAUUUAAUUGUUAUCCAAAUUAAUUUAUUAAUGUGAAUGUCCUUUUUUUUUUUUGUUCUCAUGUACAUGAAUCGGUGUGAUUUAUCCCGAGACUUGUCUGACCUACUUGAUUGUUUUUGAUAAACAUACAUUUACAGGUAAAAAUGAAAAAACUGUUUUUAAUGGCUCUUACAGUAUCUUGUAUACGUGAACUUCAGUAACAAAUUAAGUGUUGACAUGAUGUCUGCUUCAAACUAAGAAUAAUCGGACAAUAUCAUACCAAAUAAAUACUACUUGUGUGACGUUAAAAA